This is a messenger RNA of Carassius auratus (goldfish), 1318 nucleotides long. RefSeq names its product flocculation protein FLO11-like. Lineage: Eukaryota; Metazoa; Chordata; Actinopteri; Cypriniformes; Cyprinidae. The record is from RefSeq and is a predicted model, not a curated record. The transcript is spliced from 2 exons. The coding region runs from base 284 to 1318 and encodes 344 amino acids.
UACCUCUCUGUCUUCACCAUCUAUUUCAACAGAAAGACAAAGUACAUCAGAAUUCACUUCAUCAACAACAGAAAUACCUACUUCCAGUGUAGAGCUAACAACAAGCCAGCAAACACAAACCACUCAGUUUACUUCAACCACAGAAACAGAACCUACAACGACAGCUCAAUCAACCUUUACAGUUAGCUCCCCUACGAGCAUCUCCACAUUGGAAUCAUCUACACUUGAAAAUGGUUCAACACUGGAAACUACAUUGUCCACAAUAGGUACCUCUCCAUCCUUAAUGUCUACUACAACAGAAGGACAAAGUACAUCAGAAGUUAUUUCAUCAACAGCAGAAAUACCUACUUCUAGCAUAGAGCAAACAACAAGCCAGCAAACACAAACCACUCAGUUUAGUUCAACCCCAGAAACUGAACCUACAACAGCUCAAUCAACAGUUACCACAGCUAUGUCCCAAUCGAGCACGUACACAUUAGAAUCAUCUACAAGUGAAAGUGGAUCAACGGUGCAAACUUCUGUGUACACAUCAAGUACCUCUCUGUCUUCACCAUCUAUUUCAACAGAAAGACAAAGUACAUCAGAAUUCACUUCAUCAACAACAGAAAUACCUACUUCCAGUGUAGAGCAAACAACAAGCCAACAAACACAAACCACUCAGUUUAGUUCAACCACAGAAACAGAACCUACAACGACAGCUCAAUCAACAUUUACAGUUAGCUCCCCUACGAGCAUCUCCACAUUGGAAUCAUCUACACUUGAAAAUGGUUCAACACUGGAAACUACAUUGUCCACAAUAGGUACCUCUCCAUUCUUAAUGUCUACCACAACAGAAGGACAACGUACAUCAGAAGUUAUUUCAUCAACAGCAGAAAUACCUACUUCUAGCGUAGAGCAAACAACAAGCCAGCAAACACAAACCACUCAGUUUAGUUCAACCACAGAAUCAGUACCUACAACGACAGCUCAAUCAACAUUUACAGUUAGCUCCCCUACGAGCAUCUCCACAUUGGAAUCAUCUACACUUGAAAAUAGUUCAACACUGGAAACUACACUGUCUACAAUAGGUACCUCUCCAUCCUUAAUGUCUACCACAACAGACGGACAAAGUACAUCAGAAGUGAUUUCAUCAACAGCAGAAAUACCUUCUUCCAGCGUAGAGCAAACAACAAGCCAGCAAACACAAACCACUCAGUUUAGUUCAACCCCAGAAACUGAACCUACAACAGCGUACCUCUCCAUCCUUAAUGUCUACCACAACAGAAGGACAAAGUACAUCAGAAGUUAUUUCAUCAACAGCAGAAAUACCUACUUCUAG